Molecule: messenger RNA, 2058 nt
Organism: Cladophialophora immunda
Lineage: Eukaryota; Fungi; Ascomycota; Eurotiomycetes; Chaetothyriales; Herpotrichiellaceae
Exons: 1
Coding region: 96-1754 (552 amino acids)
Biological process (GO): regulation of transcription by RNA polymerase II
Cellular component (GO): nucleus
Source: RefSeq, a predicted model, not a curated record
UGUCUCAAGCCCCUCGUAAUUUUCGUCGCGGCCACGUAUUUCCAAGAUUUUGACGGAAGGCAACCAGGGCGCGGGUGCGCGAAGCCGUCGCUAAGAUGCGGGUCGAGUCCGACAACGACAGUCUUGACAAGGACUAUGACAUGCUCGACUCCGACAUUGACGACGACGAGGACGAUUUUGAAGAGCAGGUUGACGACACACCAGCUUCAACUCCCCCGUCCGGAACACUUCCUCGCUGUCGCCAGAAAACGCUAAAAUGCCCUUACGAGAACUGCGACAAAGCUUUCGAUCGCAGAGUAAGGCUCGAGGAACACGUCCGUUCCCACACAAACGAACGUCCCUUCCAAUGCCCGCAUCCUCCCUGCACGAAAGCUUUCUUCCGCGACAGCCACCUGAAACACCACGUGAAAAGUCAACAUAGCAACAUCAGGGACUACCAUUGCACAUGGGAAGGAUGCGCCUCAAGCUUCACAACGGGGACAAGACUGCGGCGUCACCUUGAGACACAUGAAGCAAAGGAGAGGUUCAGAUGCCGUGGGUAUCCUGGAUGCGACCAGACUUUCCGCAAACAAGAGACUCUGGACCGGCACAUAUUGUCUGUCCAUCACAACAUCAAACCUUUUCCUUGCAAAGAGCUGGAUUCAGUAACUGGUGCUCCAUGCAAAAAGGCCUACGACACAGCCGAGAACCUGCGUUGCCAUGUGCGAGCCAAGCAUGAUACCUCCCGGUUUUCGUGCUCUGACUGCAUGGCACAGAAUGCCGCCAUUCUUGCCGACCCCGAGGAUGAGAGGGAAGUUAUUCAGGCAUCUUUUGCAACCUAUGGAGAGCUUCAGGCCCACCUCGCCAUUGUCCACCCUCCAACCUGCCAGUAUUGCCCGACGUCAUUCACCACCAACAAGGAGUUGACGCGGCAUCUCGAAAUCCAACAUGGCAUUCUGCCCGAGAAAAAAUCAAAAGAUGUGGUCGUCUUCACGUGCACUGUCGGAGGGUGCGGCAAGAAGUUCACCAAAAAGGGAAACCUGAAUGUCCACAUCAAAACAGUUCACGAGAACAAGCGGGAUUUUGUGUGCGGCAAGACCGAGAUUGCACUUCCCGAAGAAGUCGCCGACCAGCAAGAUGUGGUCAUUCAUGGCUGCAACCGCAGCUUCACCAGCAAAGCCAGUCUCGAAGAGCACGUUCGUACCGCGCAUCUGGGGCUGGAAUCAAAGCGAAUGCUUCGAGAGAAGAAGCGAAAGGCCGACCGUCGCAGUGAUGAUGAGCAUGCAGGCGACAGCGGUGCUGGAGGUGGGCGGCUUAAGAAGCAGCGCCGACCCCGCUCCGACAAGGGCGUCAGGCGGACAUCUGCUAUGGCUGGUCUAACUGGUGUCGCUGCUGCUCCUGCGGACUCCGUCGCUGGUACGUCGCAGCAAGAGCAGGUUCAACAUGGGUUUGUGGAUAUCCAUCCGAAGAGGAGGGACGAAGAUGCCGACCUCUCAAACAAGGGCACUCUCCUCUCCGGCUCCAUGGUCAUCUGUGACGACCACAUCUGGCACAACGGCACAUCUUACCAUUAUCCGUCCGGGGAAUACCCAACUCUUCUCUCGAGAGAUUUUGCCCGGGCGAGCGUUCACGAUGACGCUCCGAUUGGCGACUUUGUCCAUGACGAAUGCAUGGGUGCGGAGGGUGCCUAUGACGAAAGCGAUCUGCACUUCUUUGGUGAGUUUGAGCCCGAGACGGAACUUGUGCCGCGCGGAUUUGAGUAUCCUGCGCCGUGAAUCCUGCACAUCUUUCACACGUACAUAGAUUGGAAUGCACAGCAUUGGCGUUUCCAGGGGAUUGUUGCAUGUGGGAAUCAGCACUGGACCAAUCCACCCGGUCCACAGAAAAAGUUCUUGAUCGAGCAUGGCGUUGGGGAGGGGAACAGAUGAUCAAAAGCGAUGAGGAAAACGGGACGGAAAAGCGAGCUUGACAUGGAAACGAGAAUCAAAUGAACAAUGGAAUCCGAAUGUUUGACGCACUGCCAUGAAUCCCCGCCUGCGAUUCUCUGAUAAUAUCCCCGUUUCUAUUUUAUUAUCUCGG